Pseudopipra pipra is the source of this 1559-nucleotide messenger RNA. Its product is annotated as transcription cofactor HES-6-like. Gene Ontology annotation, cellular component: nucleus. The record is from RefSeq and is a predicted model, not a curated record. Gene Ontology annotation, molecular function: RNA polymerase II cis-regulatory region sequence-specific DNA binding; protein dimerization activity; DNA-binding transcription factor activity, RNA polymerase II-specific. Gene Ontology annotation, biological process: regulation of neurogenesis; regulation of transcription by RNA polymerase II; anterior/posterior pattern specification. The coding region runs from base 30 to 803 and encodes 257 amino acids. NCBI's taxonomy places the organism in Eukaryota, Metazoa, Chordata, Aves, Passeriformes, Pipridae. The transcript is spliced from 3 exons.
CGCGCGGCGCGGCCAAUGGGCUCAUUGACAUGCAAAUCGCGGGGUAUAAAGCGGACGGCGCGGGGCGGGAGCGGGGCUCAGGGGCCGCCAUGGCGCCGCGUACCGAUCACCCGCUGCGGGGCCGAGGCUGCGCGGAACCCCGCGCCGACCGCAGGACAAGGAAGCCGCUGGUGGAGAAGAAGCGCCGCGCGCGGAUCAACGAGAGCCUGCGGGAGCUGCGGCUGCUGCUCGCCGAUAGCGAGUUUCAGGCGAAGCUGGAGAACGCAGAGGUGCUGGAGCGGACGGUGCGGCGGGUGCGGGCCGUGCUGGAGCGCCGCGGCCGCGGUGAGUGCGGGCCCGGGGGGCGGCGGGGGGCGCCCGGCCCGGCCCUCGCCUCACCCGCGCCCCUCUCUGUCCCAGGCGGCGGGCGGCGGCUCCUCGAGGCUAGCGAGCGCUUCGCCGCCGGGUACAUCCAGUGCAUGCACGAGGUGCACACCUUCGUCUCCAGCUGCCCCGGCAUCGACGCCACCACGGCUGCCGAGCUUCUCAACCACCUGCUGGAGUCCAUGCCCCUCAGCGAGGGCGGCUGCCCGGACUCACUCACGGACGUUCUGGGGGAUGCCGCGCUGCUAACCCUGCCUGCCGGGGCCCCCCUGGCCCUGCCUGCCCCGGCGCCCUCGCCGUCCCCCAGCGAGGAGACCUGCUCCGACUCGGACGAGGCGGAGGCCGAGCCGGGCCAGACCCGCACGGACGGACUGGACGCGUCGCAGACGCGCGGGCUGCCCUCGCCCGGCCUGCCCAAAUCCAUGUGGAGACCCUGGUAACGAAGGAGCGGGAGACAACGCACACCUACCUACGGGGGAGAGCAAGGGGGCCCACGGCAGCAGGGCACGGCCGGCACACGUGUGUGUGUGCGAGCGUGCGAGAGUGUGUGUGCACACACUCCAGGACUGUAUCAGUGGCGCUCUGACGCUGUCACACCCUGACAGGCUAAUAGCGAACGCGUUAACAUUUCAUUUGUGUGUGUGGCAUUUUGUAACUUCAGGGGUUUGUUUUUAUGAGAGGUUGGGGAAGGGGGAGGGGAGGGAGGAGGAGGGAGUUGGGUUGUAGUAGCAAAGCUCUCUGGAUACACAGCAGUUAUAACCCUCUCUCUUUUUUUCUUGGCCCUUAUAAGUGGCCCAAAUACCACUACCUUUUUUUUUUUUUUUUUUUUAAGGAAAAGCCCUUGUGUAUUUUAAAUCGUGAUGGUUAACUCCAUGAGAAGCUCGAGCUAAGUCUGCAUGCACGGUUUUAAGUGUUUUAGUGAUAGCACAGACCCCUGAAAGGGGUUGGUCUUGUUAGCAUCUGUACUCAGUAGCAGUCUGGAGUCUCCCCUUCAGUGAAGGGAGAGAAAACUAGAAACCUGGUGGAACUAGACAAACAUUUAAAAGAUACUGGUGGCAGGGUGCCUUUUAGAAAUGAGUGUCUUUAUGCACAUUUUGCUUUUAGCACAUUUGAGUUUAUUGUGACUUUAUGUAUAUUAGGGUGUCAAAUGUUUUUUAUUUUUAAUCUUUAAUAAAAAAAUAACUGAAUUCACAACA